This is a messenger RNA of Misgurnus anguillicaudatus (oriental weatherfish), 1248 nucleotides long. RefSeq names its product tumor necrosis factor, alpha-induced protein 6 (gene tnfaip6). NCBI's taxonomy places the organism in Eukaryota, Metazoa, Chordata, Actinopteri, Cypriniformes, Cobitidae. Gene Ontology annotation, molecular function: hyaluronic acid binding. Gene Ontology annotation, biological process: cell adhesion; negative regulation of inflammatory response. The record is from RefSeq and is a predicted model, not a curated record.
CAGGAAACUACUCACUCACUUACUCUAACUUACUCGUGUUGUGAGCACUUCACUACACAUACAGUGCAGUACUGUGUCGUGUCUAACAUCUUUGCGAUCGAGAGAUUCAUCAGAGAAAUGAACGCUUUACAAGCUGUAUUCACCGUUUUAUUUUUCCUUAAGGAAAGUGAAGCUUGGGGUUACAAGAAUGGAAUACUACACAACUCUAUCUGGCUUGAGCAAGCAGCUGGAGUUUAUCACCGCGAGUCUCGCAAAGGACGGUACCAGCUGACGUAUAAAGAAGCCAAGGCUGUGUGUGCAUUUGAGGGGGGAACUCUUGCAACCUAUGAUCAACUGGAGGCUGCUCGCAAAAUUGGGCUUCAUGUGUGUGCAGCCGGAUGGUUUGAUAAAGGGCGCGUGGGGUAUCCCAUUGUUAAAGCUGGCGCAAACUGUGGCUUCAGAAAGAUUGGAAUCAUCGAUUACGGAUAUCGGGUCAACAAAAGCGAGAGGUGGGACGUCUACUGCUACAACCCCCAGGCAAAAGAGUGCGGAGGAGUGCACACAGAUCAGCAGAAGGUUUUCACAUCACCUGGCUAUCCAGAGGAAUACCAGGAUGAACAGAUUUGUUACUGGCACAUUCGAGUUCGCUAUGGUCAAAAGAUUCGCCUGCACUUCUUAGAGUUUGACAUUGAGGAGGACACAUCUUGCCUCAGUGAUUAUUUGGAGAUCUAUGACAGCUAUGAUGAUGUUUCAGGCUUUGUUGGAAGAUACUGUGGUGAUGAACUUCCAGAAGACUUCAUAAGUACAGGAAAUGUGAUGACCCUGAAAUUCCUCUCAGAUUCCUCUGUGACGGCUGGAGGGUUUCAGCUGGAGUACAUCGCUAUUAACUCAUCUAUACAUUGUAAUGAAUCCUGUUGACCCCUUCUCUUGAUCAUUGUUAUGAUCUAGUUGAUCUAGUUUAUUGUUAUGAACUAGACCAGUGGUUUUUAAACUGGGGGCCCACAAGAUUUUGCAUUAAUUUAUCACGAUAUCUGUGUAAUUAGACCUCAGAAAAAUAACGCUACUAAUCAACAGCACUACAUUGUUUAACCUCCUAAGACCCGAGCUUUGGUUUGUCUUUUUUCCAGAUUUCUUCCAGCUAUUUUGGGUUUAGGAAGAACCAAUACAUAUAAUAACCAAAUAUUUUUCAUUAAACAUGAAGCAGUGUAAUUGUCCACGUUUGUGUACAACAGGUUCAAGUUACACAGAAUUAAGUAUUAUGGUGCAAAC